AUGUCUCUCCUGGCCACCUACUCCGCCGUGCUCUCGAAGUUCACGUACGAUGCCGCUGCCAACUUCUGGAAGAUGGAUCUAGAAGAAGUGUGGCUCUGUCUGCUGCUUGAGGCGAUCGAUCGCCUAGAUGGCGCCGAAAAUAACCCGAGAACCGAUGUCGAGGUUGAGGGUAGUGACCGUGAUAUUGCUGUCGAUGAUGGCAACCCCGGUCCUACUUGUCCUGUUUCCUUCGUUGGCCAGGGUCCUCGUCUCCGAGGCCCCGCCGACCCUUCGUCGACUCCUGGUGGCCGCAAGCGUGCUCGUCCUGCUGAUGGUGGCGAUAAUGACGAUGAGGCUCCCGAUCCUUCGCCGAGCAGACCCCCCAAGAGGGCCCGCAAGACUCGCAGCCAAACUGCUCGUGGCGGAGGUCGUGGUGGUCGUGGUGGUGGUCGUGGUGGUGCCAACAACAACCCUUGA
This is a messenger RNA of Fusarium vanettenii 77-13-4, 456 nucleotides long. RefSeq lists its product as uncharacterized. The transcript has 5 exons. The record is from RefSeq and is a predicted model, not a curated record. Lineage: Eukaryota; Fungi; Ascomycota; Sordariomycetes; Hypocreales; Nectriaceae. Bases 1 to 456 code for a protein of 151 amino acids.